This is a messenger RNA of Triticum aestivum (bread wheat), 3539 nucleotides long. Its product is annotated as receptor-like protein EIX2. The transcript has a single exon. NCBI's taxonomy places the organism in Eukaryota, Viridiplantae, Streptophyta, Magnoliopsida, Poales, Poaceae. Gene Ontology annotation, molecular function: protein binding. The record is from RefSeq and is a predicted model, not a curated record. The coding region runs from base 53 to 3235 and encodes 1060 amino acids.
AACACUGAGCCUGUAGUAGCAUUCUUCGAGCUAGACAACUCGUCCUUCCAGCAUGCGUCCAACAACCAAUCUCUUGCUCACACUCAUCACCAUAAGCAUAUUUCCAUUCUUCACAAAUGGCACACUACAACCCCAGCAUCAGCAUGCCCAUGGCGGCGGCUGCAACCCUGACGAGAGGGCCGCCUUGCUCUCCUUCAAAGAGGGCAUUACAAGCAACAACACCAACCUCCUCGCCUCGUGGAAAGGACAGGACUGCUGCCGGUGGAGAGGCGUCAGCUGCUGCAACCAAACAGGCCAUGUCAUCAAGCUUCACCUUCGCAAUCCGAAUGUGACGCUCGACGCCUAUGGCUACGAUCAUGCAUGUGCUAGUGCCAGUGCUUUGUUCGGCGAGAUAAGUCCAUCUCUGCUUUCCUUGAAGCAUCUAAAGCACCUCGACCUCAGCAUGAACUGUUUACUUGGGCCAAAUAGCCAAAUUCCUCAUUUGCUAGGAUCCAUGGGAAACUUGAGAUACCUUAACCUCUCUGGCAUACCAUUUACCGGUAGGGUGCCUUCUCAUCUUGGUAAUCUGUCUAAGAUGCAGUAUCUUGACCUUGGCCAAGCUGGUGAUUAUUCUGAUAUGUAUUCAAUGGAUAUCACCUGGUUAACAAAGCUACCUUUCCUAAAGUUCCUUGGCAUGAGUGGAGUAAAUCUCUCAGGCAUAGCUGACUGGCCUCAUACCCUGAAUAUGAUUCCACCUCUGAGGGUUAUUGAUCUUUCUUACUGUCUUCUUGAUAGUGCAAACCAAUCACUUCUGCACCUUAAUCUCACAAAACUUGAGAAGCUUGACCUCUCCUGGAAUUUCUUUAAGCAUUCACUUGGAUCUGGCUGGUUUUGGAAAGUGACCAGCCUCAAGUACCUUCAUCUUGAGUGGAACUUACUAUUCGGCAAGUUCCCUGACACACUAGGAAACAUGACGUACCUUCGAGUCCUUGAUAUUUCAUAUAAUGGGAACCCAGACAUGAUGAUGACAGGGAACAUUAAGAAACUUUGCAGUUUGGAAAUCCUUGACCUCUCUGGUAAUAGGAUAAAUGGAGACAUAGAAUCCUUGUUUGUGGAGAGUUUGCCGCAAUGCACACGGAAAAACUUGCAGAAGCUGGAUUUAAGUUACAACAAUUUCACUGGAACUCUACCAAAUAUUGUUAGUGACUUCAGCAAGUUGAGCAUACUAAGCCUCUCCAAUAACAACCUUGUUGGACCUAUACCAGCACAACUUGGCAAUUUGACAUGUCUGACUUCUUUGGACCUCUUCUGGAAUCACCUGAAUGGAAGUAUACCACCUGAACUCGGUGCUCUUACCACUUUAACCUCUUUGGACCUAAGCAUGAACGACCUCACCGGGAGUAUACCGGCCGAACUUGGGAAUUUGAGGUAUUUGUCUGAACUUUGCCUCUCAGAUAACAACAUCACUGCUCCUAUACCACCAGAGCUUAUGAAUUCAACUAGCCUAACCCAUCUAGACCUGUCCAGCAAUCAUCUCAAUGGAAGUGUACCCACUGAAAUAGGUUCUCUUAAUAAUCUGAUUUAUCUGUACCUAAGCAACAAUAGGUUUACUGGUGUGAUCACGGAAGAAAAUUUUGCAAAUCUAACAAGUUUAAAGGAUAUAGACUUGUCUUUCAACAAUUUGAAGAUUGUACUGAAUUCAGAUUGGCGUGCUCCCUUUACAUUGGAGUUUGCAUCGUUUGCAUCUUGCCAGAUGGGUCCUCUGUUUCCACCUGGGCUUCAGCGGCUGAAAACCAAUGCACUUGACAUUUCAAACACCACUCUGAAGGGCGAGAUUCCUGAUUGGUUUUGGUCCACAUUUUCAAAUGCCACAUAUCUGGAUAUCUCUAACAACCAAAUAAGUGGCAGCUUGCCAGCACAUAUGCAUAGCAUGGCUUUUGAAAAACUCCACCUUGGUUCGAACCGGCUUACUGGACCAAUACCUACAUUGCCAACAAAUAUCACCCUGUUAGACAUCUCCAACAAUACAUUUUCAGAAACAAUACCAUCAAACCUUGGAGCAUCACGACUUGAAAUAUUGAGUAUGCAUUCAAAUCAAAUUGGUCGCUACAUUCCAGAAUCUAUUUGCAAAUUGGAACAACUGUUGUAUCUGGAUUUGUCAAACAAUAUUUUAGAGGGUGAGGUUCCCCACUGUUUUCACUUCUACAAAAUAGAACAUCUUAUACUCAGCAACAACAGUUUAUCAGGAAAAAUCCCAGCAUUUUUGCAGAAUAACACAGGUCUGCAAUUCUUGGAUGUGUCAUGGAAUAGGUUCUCUGGAAGAUUACCUACAUGGAUAGGAAACCUGGUCAAUUUACGUUUUCUCGUACUGAGCCACAAUAUAUUUUCUGAUAAUAUUCCAGUCGACAUAACAAAGCUGGGGCAUCUUCAAUACUUGGAUCUAUCACGCAACAACUUUUCUGGUGGAAUACCUUGGCAUAUGUCGAACCUAACAUUUAUGUCAACAUUACAAUCAAUGUAUAUGGUUGAGGUUACUGAAUAUGAUACCACCAGGUUAGGUCCUAUCUUCAUUGAAGCUGAUCGCUUAGGACAAAUAUUGUCAGUAAAUACAAAAGGGCAGCAACUUAUAUAUCAUGGAACACUUGCCUAUUUUGUGAGCAUUGAUUUAUCAUGCAACUCCUUGACUGGUGAAAUUCCUACAGACAUCACUUCGCUUGCUGCACUAAUGAAUUUGAAUUUAUCAUCGAACCAAUUGAGUGGACAAAUUCCAAGCAUGAUUGGCGCCAUGCAGUCACUGGUAUCUCUCGAUCUCUCUCAGAACAAGCUUUCCGGUGAAAUCCCAUCGAGCUUGUCAAAUCUGACAUCUCUGAGCUACAUGAACCUGUCCUGCAACAGUUUGUCUGGAAGGAUACCAUCUGGCCCCCAACUUGACAUCCUCAAUUUGGACAACCAGUCACUUAUAUACAUCGGCAACACUGGCCUUUGUGGCCCUCCUGUCCACAAGAAUUGUUCAGGAAAUGAUCCUUACAUCCAUAGCGAUCUCGAGAGCAGCAAGGAAGAAUUUGACCCACUGACCUUUUACUUCGGGCUUGUGCUGGGAUUUGUGGUUGGGCUCUGGAUGGUGUUUUGUGCACUGCUGUUCAAGAAGACAUGGAGAAUUGCUUAUUUCCGGUUCUUCGACAAGGUGUACGAUCAAGUCUAUGUAUUUGUGGUUGUGAAGUGGGCAAGCUUUGCAAAGAACACACCAGCAGAAUAAGCAACUUUUUCUGAAGGAGGUAGUGUUUGUGCUGCAACCUAUUGAAUGAGAGGUCUUGAAUAUUAACCAGGGUGUGCAAGAUCUCCAGCAACACAUGUUAUAUCGUGCGCCUUGUUUGUACCCUCUAAAUAAGAUGAAGAUGUCUAGCUCUUCUGAUACACUUAUGACUUUACUAUUGUCAAACUAUUGUUGUAAAUGUAAGACUUCAGUAUUGUUUAGUUAUUCAGAUACAUGUAGGACUUUACUAUUCUUCUGGGUUGUAAUAAUCAUGAGGGUCUUCCCCCUGGAUAAUUUCAACAUUUUU